AGGUACUGACAAUCCCUCCCUCCAACUUUGACUUGGAGAGGAUGAUCUCCCUAAAUCCCAUAACUCUUCCUCUGUUAGAACACACAUCUUUUUCCAUUAACUCCAACACACUUUGCUAUCUUUCAUGACAAUGAUUAUUCUUUUGAAGUUAUAUAUACUUUUCUUGUCAAUUAUUCUUCCAAGGCAUUAGGCAUUUUGAUGAAAUUUGGGACAUUUGGGUCGAGAGAGACUUAAUCACCAAUAAACCCCAACAAUGGCAGAACCAAAUACAGUAGAAUUGGCCAAGCAAAGAUGCAAAGCGAUUAUGGACAUAAUCGAAACCCUACCUUCUUCCACCAACAUCUCCGUUUCAUGUACCCAAACUCUCCAAAAAUUAGCUCUUCGCGAGCUCAACUUCCUCUCUCGCUGCUCCUUUUCGUCUUCCACCCCUCUCAGCUUGAAUAUUGGGCACCUUGAAGCUAUUGUUCACAUUCUUCAACACCCUUCCGUCACUGGAAUUUCACGUGUUUGUAAGCCGAUUCCAUCUUCCUCCUCUUCGAAAGCUGUUUAUGUUGAUAUAAUUUGCACUUUGAAUAGGAAUCCUGUGUGGGUUAUUGUUUCCGAUAGAAAACCUAGGUAUAUUUCUUGGUACAAGGGCCAUAGAAGUAAGGGCUUGAAAUCUCGACUUGAGGAAGUGAUUGAUGCUGCUGGCUCUUUGCAAGCCUUAGAACCUUGCUCGAUCAUUUUGUUUUUUUCGCAUGGGCUUGAUCAGUUUAUUCUGGAAAGACUCCGGGAUGAAUUUAAAGCCACUGAGUUUCAUUUCAAUUUCUCGGAUUUUGAUUUUGGUUUCUCUGAGAUUGAUGGUGAUUGGAUUAAUGUGCUUUCAAGAAGCUAUGAAGAAGCUUGUGUUCUUGAAAUAAAAGUUAGUGAUAGGAAUUGUGGGGCUACGAGUUCAAAUUAUAACAGUAAAGUAUGUUCUAGUGGUGUGGAUGAGCCAGAUAUCUUGAACAGCAAUACCGAGAUAGAUCUUGGGGAUUCUUUCUGCUCUGUUGUUAUGGCAAUGAAGCCUAAUCCUAUGAACGGUAUCGAAGAUAUGGAGUCCGCAAAUUUGGAACAAUUGUUGGGUGGUGAUAGUGAUUUAAUAAAUUUUGAUACCACGGCGUUGAUUGCAUUAGUGUCCGGCAUUAGUAAUGGCUGUGCUGCUAAAUUAUUGGCUACCCCAGAGAAUGAAUUGAAACAGAAGUACAAGAGUAACUAUGAUUUUGUGAUUGGUCAGGCAAUGUCAGAAAUUAAGAAGCCUAUUCUUGUGGAGCUGGGUUCUCUAUUGUCUGGAAAAAGAGGCAUAAUAUGCCAGAGUGUUCACUCUGAGUUCAAGGAACUUAUAACAAUGUGUGGAGGGCCGAAUGAGAAGUCCAGAGCAAACCACUUACUAAAACACAUCAUGGUUGUGCUGGACAUGGUGUCUAAACGCAUGACAUGUCUCCCGACCACAAGAAAGUUAGCUUUGAAGAACAAGGUUGUGUUCGGCACUGGUGACUACUGGAAUGCCCCGACCUUAACUGCUAACAUGUCAUUUGUUCGAGCAGUAUCGCAGACUGGGAUGUCCCUUUUUACCUUUGAGCAUAGGCCACGAGCUUUAACUGGCGACUAGUUGAUGCACACUUUUGAUUUAAGAUGCGACAUCUUUGUUCUGUUAGAAAAGGGAAUGGUGGUAGGGAGAAUAGAAUUUUCAAUUUUGUUUUUUCUUUCAGAAUAUAAUGUAGUUAGUUAAAGACAAUUUCUCACUUGUUGUAGAAUGUCAAAUUUUUUGCCAUA
Messenger RNA from Cucumis melo (muskmelon), 1794 nucleotides. RefSeq lists its product as uncharacterized. Bases 254 to 1630 code for a protein of 458 amino acids. The record is from RefSeq and is a predicted model, not a curated record. Lineage: Eukaryota; Viridiplantae; Streptophyta; Magnoliopsida; Cucurbitales; Cucurbitaceae. The transcript has 4 exons.